Messenger RNA from Monascus purpureus, 3162 nucleotides. The record is from the annotation of a GenBank genome assembly. NCBI's taxonomy places the organism in Eukaryota, Fungi, Ascomycota, Eurotiomycetes, Eurotiales, Aspergillaceae.
UCAACUACUAACUCUCCGAAGGCGACACAAGAGGAUGCAGGCACCAUUGCGGGGUGCCAGUCAUUCCCAGUGAAAACACCACGUACCACUUGACUUUGUUAUCCAUGCUUCCAGGAGACUAGCUCGGCCGCAAACAUGCCAGAUAAUGCAUCGAUCUUCUCGCAAUCCUCCCGCUCGUUAUUCCCCAGAGGUCCCAGUUUCUCUUUAGAGGAUUUCUCAAGUCGCGACUUCAUUGUUAAGGAAUUCAUUGAGACUCUUUCCGAUAGCGGCAUUCCAUCCCGUCGCUCCGCCGGCGGAACUACUGGCGUAAACCAGGAGUUCGAUCCCAAGCCCCUCAUCCGAACUUUCGAGUAUGCGCAAGCACGACUGAACGAGCUCUCUGGUGAUCUGGAGAUUCGAGAGAAUGAACUAUCCGCUGCAGUCCGAAGAGCUGAAGCUCAGCAUGCACAGAAUACUAGCACGCUCGGCAAGAAACUCAGGGAGACCAUAGAGUCAUUCCAACAAUUGGACACGUCGCUCAAUGGCACGGGUUUGGCGGGCGACCUGGCAGGUGGCACCGGGAAUAUGGCCAUUGAGACUGGAAGGAAACUGGAGGAGCUUGACCGACAGAGACGUCGAGCUCUCGAUGCACACUUUCUAAUCCAGUGCUGGGAUGGAGUUAGCAACAGGGGAGAUCUAACUCUGUUAGAGAACUUGAGGAGGUCAGGGUCAGGAGAAGCCAAGGUCCGCUCCGCACAAAUCGCACGGCAAUUGCUGCGGAUCAGUCAGAGAUUGGAUCCCAAGAGCUGGGAUGAGUCUGGCAGGAAGACCAACGGGGCGUAUGGGAAUGGCGCUGCAUCUACGGACGAGAGCACAAACGGCGAUGAACCCAACGUCGUUCGGCGAAAUACUAGGGAGAUUAUUGAGAAGUUCUCGGAAACGCUGGAGAAAGACCUCCUGAAGCAGUUCGAUGAUUUCUACCGCAAGGCAAAUUUCGAGGGUAUGAAAGAUUGUGCAACAGUACUUCAUGAUUUCAACGGGGGAGCCAGCGUCAUUGCGUUGUUCGUCAAUCAACAUCAGUUUUUCAUCGACCGGAGUCAACUAGUAACAGAGGAGGUGAGCGGGGACUCUGAAUCUUGGGAGAAGCUGGCGGAUCCCGAUGCAGACCCUCCGGGAGUCGAGCACAGUCUCCAGUCGCUAGUUGACGAGGUCAAGGUUGUCGUCCAAGAAGAGUCAGCUAUGAUCAAGCGGGCAUUCCCAUACUACGAACAGGUGCUGGGGAAGUUUUUACAGCGUGUGUUCCAGCAAUCCAUACAGCAAAGGCUAGAAAUGGUAUUGGACAAAGCCAAUGGGAUCUCGUCACUUGCAUUCCUACGGUCUCUCCAAAGCUCCCGAAGCUACGUUAGCGCACUGGUCGAUGCUCUGAAAGCGCAUGGCUUGACAGAACAUCCAGAUCCGAUUUCUUCUCAGACAGCCCUGGUCUUGGAUCAGCAACUAGAAGACCUAUUUGUUCCCUACUUCGUAGGAUCAUCCUAUAUUGAGAGAGAAAAGAAGAAUCUAGAGGAUCUGUACACGUCGAUUCUAUUCAAAUUCACAACAUAUCAUGCGCGGCGGAAGAGAGCGGCGACAACUUUCAUGGCUUCCCUUGCUAAGUCCGGCUCAGAGGUUCUGUCGUCUGCCAGGGAUGCCUACGUCAACCGACUGGAGUCAUCGGAGCUUGCUCCAACGCACAGGAAGAUGCUCUUGCAGGUAGCAGGUCUGCGGGAGUCAAUUGACUCGCCACGAGAAAUCAAGCUCACCGAAGAGGAUGGGCUUCUGAAUAUAUCGUACACCAAGCGAAUGCUCAAAUGGCUAGCUGAGGCAGUCGGACGAGGCUUGGAACUUAGUGUCAGCAAUGAAACACCCAAGGACGUCUCGGUUCUGUUGAAUCUGCUCCUGUCUACGAUAGGGGAGAAUUAUAUGGAGGUCAGUCUCGACGCUGCUUUGGAAGCAGCGACAUCACAAGAAUCAGGCAAGACGGAGCCAGACUUCUCCUACCUACCAACGGUCCGGACCGCUGUUAGCAUCACGAAUCUAAUGGUGACAUGUAUCAAUAAAGUGCUUAUCCCCCUCGCGAGUGGUAGUAUCACGAUUCGCCGAGAAAUGGAGAAGAAGACGCAUCUGACAACGAUGCGUAUUGAGGAGAAGAUAAAUACGAUUGAGCAGAAGACGGUCGAAGCGGCUCUUGCUUGGAUUGGGAGACUGUUAUCCGGGCAGAAAAAGAACGAUUUCCGGCCUCGAGAAGGUGACAGCACCGCCUGGCUGGAAAAGCUGCAGACGCAGACAUGUUCUUCAAUCUGCGCCUUCUUGACCCGCCUGCAAAACAUCGCGGUGACGUCGCUGCCAUCGAUCGGCUCUAAUGUCAGGCAGUUGCUCGGCGAAGUUGCCCUUGGGACGCGCAUCCUCCUUCUUGAGCAUUUUAAACGGUUCGUGAUUAAUGGGCCUGGAGGGCUCAUGGUCACCAAGGACAUGACACAGUAUACCGACGUUCUCAAAUCGUGGAGCAUCGAUGAAGAGAUCAAGGGGGCUGGCGGAGCGCUGGACGUUUUGCUGGAAGUUGGCAACCUCUUUGUCAUCGGGCCAGAAGCUUUGAGAGAAAGGAUCCGGGUCAAAGCGACGGCGGGCGAUAGCAAGGGGUCAAGGAAUAAUACUGGGGCCAGUUCUGGCCCCCAAGCUGGCCUGAGCGUACAAGAGGUUCGGGCAUACGUCUCCCGAAGAGAAGAUUCAAACACUCCAGCCAUGCAAAGUGUACUCACUUGCCUAUGAGUUACCGUCGAUGGGGAGUUGUGGAGGGCUGAGUCAAUUACUUGGUUUAUUACUACGAUGGAAACAACCCUAUUGGCAUAUACCUUCGGCUCGGUUCGAGGUUUUUGGCCGAGAACAGCGCUUCAUGGAAAGCACUGGGGCAUUCCCUUUUUUUUUUCGCUCUUCCUUCUUCCUCUUUCCUCUUGUUCGCACAGCGCUGUCCCAGAUAACUGUGUAUGAGCAUCAUGUAUAGUAUGGUAUAUGAAGACUUCUCCAACUCAAUUCAAAUACCCAAUGCAGGGAUUGAGAUACGACUGCAGUGACAGAACUUCCACUGGGCUAUGGCAUGAAGUGAUAGUAAUUAAGUACUGUGACGCCAUGCUUUCCCACUGCUUCUUA